AUGAGGCAUCUGGUGAAUCUGGUUAUCGGCUUCAUGGUCAGUGUUGUCAAGUGCAACGAAGACGCUAAGAGGCUGUACGACGACCUUAUGGUGAACUACAAUCGGCACAGGAGGCCUGCCAGUGGACCUCAUGAACCGAUCACAAUUAAGUUGAAGUUAAGGCUGAGUCAGAUUAUCGAUGUGCACGAGAUCGAUCAGAUCAUGACCUGCUCGGUUUGGUUGAAGCAGGUGUGGAUCGACAAGAAGCUCUCCUGGGAUCCGAAGAGCUACGGUGGCGUCAGUGUGCUCUACGUACCGUACGAAAUGAUCUGGGUGCCUGACAUCGUUCUUUACAAUAAUGCUGAUAGCAACUACAAUAUCACAAUAUCCACAAAAGCUACUCUUCACUAUUCCGGCGAGGUGACAUGGGAACCGCCGGCGAUUUUCAAGAGUAUGUGCCAAAUCGACGUCAGAUGGUUUCCAUUCGAUGAGCAACAGUGCCAUUUGAAGUUCGGAUCGUGGACGUAUUCGGAGAAUUUGCUUAAUUUGGAGCUGCUCGAGAGUAACGUACGGUAUGAGGAGGAAAUAAACGAGAACGGCAUCGUCGACAACGUUACGAUAGCCGAGGAUGGCAUUGAUCUGUCCGACUAUUAUCCCUCCGUAGAAUGGGACAUCAUGUCGAGAGUGGCGAGGCGAAGGUCGAAGAACUAUCCGAGUUGUUGUCCAGAAAGUGCCUAUAUCGAUAUUAUGGUAUGCGUGCCCCCUAAUAGUUACUGA
Molecule: messenger RNA, 756 nt
Organism: Angiostrongylus costaricensis
Lineage: Eukaryota; Metazoa; Nematoda; Chromadorea; Rhabditida; Metastrongylidae
Source: the annotation of a GenBank genome assembly